This is a messenger RNA of Lepisosteus oculatus (spotted gar), 1846 nucleotides long. RefSeq names its product tryptophan 2,3-dioxygenase a (gene tdo2a). NCBI's taxonomy places the organism in Eukaryota, Metazoa, Chordata, Actinopteri, Semionotiformes, Lepisosteidae. Gene Ontology annotation, molecular function: L-tryptophan 2,3-dioxygenase activity; metal ion binding; heme binding. The record is from RefSeq and is a predicted model, not a curated record.
CCAGCAAAUGCACAAGUUAUCUAAGAAAAACGAAUACACAUAAGCGAUAGAAAAAGCAAGUCAUUAUUGCAGAACGUCUUUUGAGGAAACAUGAGCGGAUGCCCAUAUUUUGGAAAAAAGUAUCUAUCUUUGCACAAGAAAUUUGAUCUAAAUGAAACUGAAGACAAAGCUCAGGAAGGAGUUAACAAAGCCAGCAAAGGAGGUCUUAUCUACGGGGAUUAUUUACAACUGGAAAAAGUUGUAAAUGCCCAAAUUCUACAAAGUGAACUGAAGGGAAACAAGAUACAUGAUGAACAUCUCUUCAUUGUUACUCACCAAGCUUACGAAUUAUGGUUCAAGCAAAUCCUGUGGGAGCUUGAUUCAGUUCGGGAAAUUUUCAUUAAUGACCACGUUCGUGAUGAGCGGAAUAUGCUUAAGGUUGUGACCAGAAUCCAGAGAAUUGCAAUGAUUUUUAAACUACUGGUGGAUCAGUUUUCUGUUCUGGAGACCAUGACACCCCUGGACUUUUUUGAUUUUAGGGAUUACCUGUCCCCAGCUUCUGGAUUCCAGAGUCUGCAGUUUCGCAUGUUGGAGAACAAAAUUGGAGUUCCAGACAGCCUGAGGGUUCCAUAUAAUCGCCGUCAUUACAGAGAUAAUUUCAAAGGACAGGAAAGCGAAAUCUUGCUGAAAUCCGAACAGGAGCCUACAUUGCUUCAGCUGGUGGAGAAAUGGUUGGAGAGAACUCCUGGUCUUGAAGAAAAAGGCUUUAACUUUUGGGGAAAACUGCAAAGAAAUAUUGAAGAAGGACUGAUGCAGGAAACUGAGAGAGUUGAAAAACUAGAAGAAUCAGAGAUGAAGGAGGAAAUGCUUGCCGAACUCAUGAAACAGAAAGAAGUUUUCAACCCUUUAUUUGAUGAGAAGAGACACGAGCAUCUUUUGAGUAAAGGUGAAAGAAGACUUUCUUAUAAGGCUCUCCAGGGAGCACUAAUGAUUUACUUCUACAGGGAGGAGCCUCGUUUCCAGGUCCCCUUUCAGCUGCUUAAUUCUUUGAUGGACAUUGAUGGUCUUAUGACAAAAUGGAGAUAUAACCAUGUCUGCAUGGUACACAGAAUGAUUGGUAGCAAGGCUGGAACAGGAGGGUCAUCAGGCUACCACUAUUUGCGUUCCACAGUGAGCGAUCGUUACAAAGUUUUUGUGGAUUUAUUCAACCUUGCCACGUUCUUGGUUCCACGCAGUUGGGUGCCCAAACUGAAUCCCGUUGUCCACAAGUUCCUCUACAUGGCAGAAUGCUGUGAUAGCUCCUACUUCAGCAGUGAAGAUUCUGACUAGAAAGUGUUCAGGAAGAACGUGUUACCUUUGGACUCUUUCUUUCUGAGUUUCACAUACAGUACCUACAGUACUUUCAUUAAAACUGACUGAUAUCAUCAUCGAGUCAAUAAAUGAGAAAUAGAUUCCGAACUAUUUAUGGAUUAACUAUUUAUUUUACAAAUAGGGAAUAAAAAGUAAUUUAGGGAUUUAUUUUAAUGUAUAGAUACAAUUGGAUAGACAUUUCCCAUUAAAUGACCCAGAAUAAAUAAUGAUUGAGAGUUACAUACAAAAGCAGCAUUUUAUAGGCUCGUCAAUCUUGUUGAAUCUGGCUGUACACCUAAAUUUACUGUAAAUCAGAUUUAUCAAGUAUAAUGUAUACAGUAUAAUUGAGUGUAAUGUUUGUAUCAUAACAUAAAUCAAGUGUAAUUCUGGCUCAUGCUUUAAUUUCAGGACAUGUUACUAUUAACUUUCCACUUUAAAAUAAAUAUUUUAACCUGUCCAUGUACUAAAGUAAAUGUUAGUGUUUGUAUUAUAAAUAAACCAUUUUAAGUGUACUGUA